Messenger RNA from Parascedosporium putredinis, 1305 nucleotides. Lineage: Eukaryota; Fungi; Ascomycota; Sordariomycetes; Microascales; Microascaceae. The record is from the annotation of a GenBank genome assembly.
AUGCUCAUCCACCAUCCCAAGCUUCUUGAGGUGGGAUGGGGUUCCGGAGGCCCCGAUGAUGCGGCGCUUGCAGAAUACAUUGUCCUCAUGCUCGUCAACGGCAAGACGCAAGACGAGAUCGCUUCCGAGAUCUCGGGCGAGCUUCUAAGUCUCGGCCCCGAUGACCCUGUCGUCAAAGAGUUUGCUGGCUGGCUGUUCCGCGAAAUCGACACUCUGAAUGCGCAGCUGAACGGCGCGCCCCAACAAGCGCACGAUAACUCUGGCGAUGCCAUGCAAAUAUCAAACCCCGACGGCGACGCUUCAAGAUCUGGCGCUGGCGCGAUUGGCGCGCGGGGCAACCAAAACGGCCGGGCGCCCAAUCUCCAGGCGGGCAUGGCCGCUGCCAUGGCUCAUGGAAUGGCUGGACCGAUGCCGGGUAUGCCGGGCAUGCCUGGCCCCAACGGCAUGGGUGCCAACGGGAUGCCUUGGGGCAUGGUUGCGGCGGAACCGAGCUCCGCUGAGCUGAUGAAUCUUCUCCAGCAGCAAUCGCAGAUGAUGCAGCAGAUCUCGCAGCAGAUGCUCAGCCAGGGCUUCCAGAACAACAACAACAACAACAACCGUCAAGGAAGGCAACACCGCGGUAAUGAUAGGGGCAACUUCCGGCGCGGUGGCCACAACCAACACGGUCACCGUAAUGCGAACCAGCAGCACGGAGACAAGGAGGCUGGCGAGGGCGGACAGGACGUCGACAUGGGAGGAAACAAGGCGGAACCAACCAACCCCGAGGAGAAGGUGUGCUCGUAUAACCUCAAGUGCCUUAACAAGGACUGCAAGUUUGCGCACCAGUCCCCAGCGGCGCCGCCAGGCAUCACCCUCGACCUCCAAGACGUGUGCAGCUUCGGCGCGGCAUGCAAGAACUGGAAGUGCGUGGGCCGCCACCCCUCUCCCGCGGCCCGCAUGGCCCACCAGGGCGAGCAAGACUGCAAGUUCUUCCCCAACUGCCAGAACCCGCGCUGUACAUUCCGCCACCCCAACAUGCCUCUGUGCCGCAACGGCGCGGAUUGCACAACAUCAGGAUGCAAGUUCACGCACAUCAAGACCAAGUGCAAAUACUCGCCCUGCCUCAACCCCAACUGUCCCUUUGUGCACGACGAGGGCCAGCAGGGUGGCUUCAAGGACAAGGUGUGGACUGCGGAGGGAGAGAAGGAGCACGUUAGCGAUCGCAAAUUCGUCGAUGACAACUCGGAAAUGGAAAUGGUGCGCGCCGAUGGCGAGGCCGACGGGCAAACGAUUGGUCAUGACGAGAGUGCCGACGCUAUCCAAUAA